AACAAAGAAAACAAUAUGAAACUUGGAAUUCACAGGAAUCGGAAUCGGGACCAGAAACCGCACGCCGACGUCCCCUGACCCCCAAUAUAAAACAACAUAAAAUUUAUGCGCGUUAGUUAGCGGAAUUUUUUUUUCUUUUUUUUUUCUUAAAGAAAAGUUGAUGCUUGGAGAGAAAUGGCAAUAAUGGAUGCAAUUGAAGUCGCUUCUCCUCCUUCUCAGUCCCCUUCACACUUCAGUCAACAGCGUCACUUCUAUGUCGCCGUUGACAGACUCCAGUUCAAAAUGGUUACAUUGGUGGAUUUAUUAGGGGUGGCGGGGCGCCGCUCUGGGCUGCCGAUGGUGGUGUGCUGCAGCUCUAGGGACGAGCUCGACGCUGUCUGCUCGGCUGUCUCUGACCUUCCUUACAUUUCUCUAGCUUCUCUGGGCUUUCAAAUGUGUUACUCCUUCCAGUACAGUGAUCUAGCUGAAUCAGAACGAAUCUUAGUAUUGGAGAAUUUUAAGCAAGCAACAUUGAGAUGGAACCAUAAUAUCACUGCUCAGUCAGGAGAGGGCACUGAAAUUGGAAAAGCUGAGGAUAAAUCUCAUAUGAUAGUUGUAACAGAUGCUUGCCUUCCGCUUCUUGCUUCUGGGGAGUCACCCAUUUCUGCACGUAUUCUGAUUAAUUAUGAGUUACCAAUGAAGAAGGAAACAUAUGCAAGACGCAUGGCUUGUUGUUUGGCAGCAGAUGGGAUUGUGAUAAAUAUGGUUGUUGGGGGAGAAGUGGUGACUCUUAAAAGUGUUGAAGAGAGCAGCAGCCUUGUCAUAGAUGAAAUGCCUAUAAAUAUAUCUGAGAUUUUAUGAAGAUGAUUUGUUUUCGACAAUAUCUACGGAGCAAAAAUAAGGCUUGACUUCCUGUAAUCUUUUCAGUCUUUUUAACAGUUGACAUCCUAAUAUAUUAUUUGGAUAAUUUGUGAGUAAUUUCAGCAAUAUUAAAAUUUUUGUCA
This is a messenger RNA of Manihot esculenta (cassava), 983 nucleotides long. Its product is annotated as ATP-dependent RNA helicase fal1. The record is from RefSeq and is a predicted model, not a curated record. Bases 175 to 840 code for a protein of 221 amino acids. The transcript is spliced from 7 exons. NCBI's taxonomy places the organism in Eukaryota, Viridiplantae, Streptophyta, Magnoliopsida, Malpighiales, Euphorbiaceae.